AUCACCACCGACACCAUUAUUUUCAGUGCAAGAGUCCAUCAGAGAGAGACUCAAAUCCAAUUCUCCUUACUUCAACAGCUCAAAUUUGGAAUCUUUUCUAAAAACCCAGAUCAACAGAUCUCGAAUGGCGAAGUACACGGCGGCGUUGAAGGUGGGACUGGCUUUACUGGCCCUGAGUAUGGUGGGUUACAUACUUGGUCCACCUCUCUACUGGCACCUCACGGAGGCCUUAGCCGUUUCAGCUACUUCUUGCUCUGCUUGCGUCUGUGAUUGCUCUUCGUUGCCUCUUCUCACCAUCCCAACUGGACUCAGCAAUGGUUCAUUCACUGAUUGUGCAAAGCGUGAUCCAGAGGUGAACGAAGACACAGAGAAGAACUACGCCGAACUUUUAACAGAGGAACUGAAGCAGCGUGAAGCAGCAUCAAUGGAGAAACACAAACGAGUAGACACAGGUUUGCUAGAGGCCAAGAAGAUAACAUCAUCAUACCAGAAGGAGGCAGAUAAAUGUAACUCGGGUAUGGAGACUUGUGAAGAAGCAAGAGAGAAGGCAGAAAAAGCACUUGUAGAGCAGAAGAAGCUGACUUCUAUGUGGGAACAGAGAGCUCGUCAGAAAGGAUACAGAGAUGGAGCCACCAAGUCAACUGUUAAAUCCAAAAGCAGCGCUCAGGUUGCUUAAGUACACACUAAAGGUUUUGUUUUCUUAUCACACGAAAGAUAGUUUCAUGUUAAGUGUAACUGUGAAUUUGAUUCAUACUAUUGUAUUUUAGUUUUCUGAUGGAGAUAAAUCAAUCAGAUGAAAUGGAAACAUUGUACCAAAACAACAAAGGAUUAAUGGAUUU
Messenger RNA from Arabidopsis arenosa, 839 nucleotides. The record is from the annotation of a GenBank genome assembly. NCBI's taxonomy places the organism in Eukaryota, Viridiplantae, Streptophyta, Magnoliopsida, Brassicales, Brassicaceae.